Molecule: messenger RNA, 501 nt
Organism: Stegodyphus dumicola
Lineage: Eukaryota; Metazoa; Arthropoda; Arachnida; Araneae; Eresidae
Product: protein FAM200A-like
Source: RefSeq, a predicted model, not a curated record
AUGGUCAGAGAAAAUAAUCCCAGUAUUAAUCCUAUUCUCUGUGUUAUACACCGUCAAGCGUUAGCACCUAAUAAACUUCCAAGUGAACGCAACGAUGUCUUACAAUUAUGCAUCAGAAUUGGCAAUCAUGUUAUAAAGAAUGCUUUAAAUACUCGCCUUUUUACGGUCCUUUGUGAAGAUUUGGGAACAGGAUAUAAAACACUACUAUUUCAUACGGAAGAAUGCUGGUUCAUAAAAGGAAAUAUGUUAGCAAGAUUAAUCAAAUUUCCAACUAAAAUGGUUCAGGUUUUGGAAAUUCAAAAUCAAAGUGAAUUCUAUGUGGAAUUUCGAAAGCCAGGAGUUCAAGUUGUACUGGUUUACUUAUCAGAUAUUUUGGAUUCGUUGAAAUCAUUGAACUUAAAAUUACAAGGUGUAUAUUUGAAUAUAAUUCAUCAUCUGAAUGAUAGAGAAUGUACUGAUAAGCUGAAACUCUGGGAAUGUAAAAUUUUAGCAUGCAAUUAA